AUCAUUGAAACAAAAUAAAAUUGCAUAAAACUGCAUCCUUUUCUUUGUCAUUUCAGUGUGCAAAUAUCAAUUUAUUGUAAAAUUUUGGAAAUUUUCUUACCACACCUUAGCAUGGUACCCCCCACUAGGCACUCGCACAGCUUUUGACGUUUCUGCCACCACAUUCGAACUUGCUCGAGUUGUUGUUUUUUGUGUUUUUCUUUCUACCAAAUCUGACAGCGCCGCGGAACGAAAAAGGUUCGUGCGGAGAAAAUCCUCACGACGAUUACGGUUUAUUUUGGUUUACAUCUCGCCAUCCGUUCGUUUCGCGUAAUCCCGCGGAAAUCCACACCGGAAAGACAAUGGCCUCCUCCGACACCGGUGGCGUCAAGCCGAUGUCCAUCACGGGCCGGAUGGUCCGUGAGCGGGAGCGGCUGCUGGGCAUGAGCCCCGAGGAGCGAGCCUGGCGGGCCCAGUGGCUGAAGGAUCAGCACCUUUCGCCGAACGAACCGAAGUACGUGCCGGAGUACUGGAAGGAGCGGUACAACCCGAUCCGCCGGGCAUACCGUGCCCCGCUCAACAUGGUCCAGAACGUACUGACGCCCGUUAUUGGUCUCGAGUGGGCACAUGCGGUCCGUUUCUGGACGGGCAAGGUGGCAAUCACCGCGUUUGCCAUUCUGUCCACUGCCUACUACUUUAAGUACAACCAGAAUGAUUGGACUCGUAAGGGAGGCUGGCGUGUGAUUCACUCGCGUGAAGCGGUGGUGCCCGGAGAUGCUGGCUAUCCUAACUUCCCGAAGCGCGACACUCCGGCCGACUACGCGGCCAGAGGCUUCAAGCAGUCGCCCAUCUAAAUGUUGCCGGAUGGAUUGCACCGGGAAUGCAGCGGGAUGGAUUUGUAUGUAGAUAAUAAAUAACGAAACGGCACGAA
This is a messenger RNA of Anopheles gambiae (African malaria mosquito), 910 nucleotides long. RefSeq lists its product as uncharacterized. The transcript is spliced from 3 exons. The coding region runs from base 342 to 833 and encodes 163 amino acids. Gene Ontology annotation, biological process: mitochondrial electron transport, NADH to ubiquinone. NCBI's taxonomy places the organism in Eukaryota, Metazoa, Arthropoda, Insecta, Diptera, Culicidae. The record is from RefSeq and is a predicted model, not a curated record.